GAAGUCAUGCAUACAUGGAAGCCGCUGGCAGCCUCUUUGGCUCCAGAGUUCAAUGAGAGACAGGAAGUCAGCGAGAGUCAGAGGAAGCUCUACACAUCAGGCACUCCAGAAAAGUUCUGGGCCUGCCUCACACACGUUUGACUUUGUGACUUUUUCAGGAGUACCAGGAGGUAGCCUGCUCUAGCAGUUCAGGGAAGACUGGUCUCUGCAGAGUGUGGGGGGAGUUCCUGCCUAUCCAUACAGCUGUUUUUCAAAAGCCACCUCCCCAAGAAAGGUGUGGGGGCUCCUACUGGAAGAGCCAUGAAGAAUCGGUUUCUGGUGCUGGGCCUGGUGGCUGUGGUUCUGGUAUUUGCCAUCAUCGGCCUCUGUAUCUGGUUGCCCUACACCUCUGGGAAGCCCGAGCAUGUGUACUCCAGGGCAGCGGUGGCCACAGACGCCAAGCGCUGCUCGGAGAUUGGACGGGAUAUUUUACAGGAAGGCGGCUCCGUGGUGGAUGCAGCCAUCGCAGGCCUGCUGUGUAUGGGACUCAUGAAUGCCCACAGUAUGGGCAUCGGAGGCGGCCUGUUCUUCACCAUCUACAACAGCACCACACGAAAAGCUGAGGUUAUCAAUGCCCGUGAGGUGGCUCCCAGGUUGGCCAAUACCACCAUGUUCAACAACUCUAAGGACUCUGAAGAAGGUGGCCUUUCGGUAGCUGUUCCUGGUGAAAUCCGAGGUUAUGAGCUGGCACACCAACGACAUGGCCGACUCCCCUGGGCUCGCCUCUUCCAACCCAGCAUCCAGCUGGCUCGCCACGGCUUCCCUGUGGGCAAGGGUUUGGCAGCAGCCCUGGACAAAAAACGGGACAUCAUUGAGAAGACCCCUGCCUUGUGCGAGGUGUUCUGCCGCCAAGGGAAGGUGCUUCAAGAAGGAGAGACGGUGACUAUGCCGAAGCUGGCCGAUACAUUGCAGAUACUGGCCCAGGAAGGCGCCAAGGCCUUCUACAAUGGGAGCCUCACAGCCCAGAUUGUGAAAGACAUCCAGGAGGCUGGGGGCAUUAUGACGGUUGAGGACCUGAACAACUACCGUGCCGAGCUGAUUGAGCAUCCAAUGAGCAUCAGCCUCGGGGACGCGACCCUGUACGUGCCCAGCGCCCCGCUCAGCGGGCCCGUGCUGAUUCUCAUCUUGAACAUCCUCAAAGGAUACAACUUCUCUCCGAAGAGCAUAGCGACCCCUGAACAGAAGGCGCUGACGUAUCACCGUAUUGUGGAGGCCUUUCGGUUUGCCUAUGCCAAGAGGACCAUGCUCGGUGACCCAAAGUUUGUCGAUGUGUCUCAGGUGAUCCGCAACAUGAGCUCUGAGUUCUACGCCACCCAGCUCCGGUCCCGCAUCACGGAUGAAACCACCCACCCAGCCGCCUACUAUGAGCCUGAAUUCUUCCUUGAGGAUGAUGGGGGCACCGCUCACCUGUCUGCAGUUUCAGAGGAUGGCAGCGCUGUGGCUGCCACCAGUACCAUCAACCUUUACUUUGGCUCCAAGGUCCUGUCUCGGGUCAGCGGCAUCCUGUUCAAUGAUGAGAUGGAUGACUUCAGCUCGCCCAACUUCAUCAACCAAUUCGGGGUAGCCCCCUCACCAGCCAACUUCAUCAAGCCAGGUAAGCAGCCUCUCUCAUCCAUGUGCCCCUCAAUCAUCGUGGAUAAGGACGGCCAGGUUCAGAUGGUGGUCGGAGCCUCGGGGGGUACCCAGAUCACCACAUCCGUUGCACAGGCCAUCAUCAACAGCCUGUGGUUCGGAUACGAUGUGAAGAGAGCCGUGGAGGAGCCCCGGCUGCACAACCAGCUUUUGCCUAAUACCACAACGGUAGAGAAACACAUGGAUCAGGUGGUGACUGCAGGCCUGAAGACUCGGCACCACCAUACAGAGGUCACGCCCACCUUCAUCGCUGUAGUUCAGGCUGUCGUUCGAGCAUCAGGCGGUUGGGCAGCUGCCUCAGACUCCAGAAAAGGCGGGGUACCCGCUGGCUACUGAGUGCCCGGAAGAGGCAAGACUGACCUGCAGCCAAGGGACGAAAAUGGGAACAGGAACAAGAGUGGGACGCUGGAGAACAUGCCGCCCCUGGGUGGGACAGAGGAGCGCAAUAAACGGAGGCCACCGCCAAGCUGCGGGAAGGCUUUGCGGGCUGGACUUUCCA
This is a messenger RNA of Mus pahari (shrew mouse), 2170 nucleotides long. It is a transcript of the gene Ggt1, whose product is annotated as gamma-glutamyltransferase 1. Gene Ontology annotation, biological process: regulation of immune system process; glutathione catabolic process; regulation of inflammatory response. The transcript is spliced from 13 exons. NCBI's taxonomy places the organism in Eukaryota, Metazoa, Chordata, Mammalia, Rodentia, Muridae. Gene Ontology annotation, cellular component: plasma membrane. Gene Ontology annotation, molecular function: glutathione gamma-glutamate hydrolase. Bases 301 to 2007 code for a protein of 568 amino acids. The record is from RefSeq and is a predicted model, not a curated record.